Molecule: messenger RNA, 646 nt
Organism: Neolamprologus brichardi
Lineage: Eukaryota; Metazoa; Chordata; Actinopteri; Cichliformes; Cichlidae
Gene: sumo3a
Product: small ubiquitin like modifier 3a
Molecular function (GO): protein binding
Source: RefSeq, a predicted model, not a curated record
UCUGAAGCGCGCACCCGUUAGCAGGGCAGAGGAGAGGACAGAAGGCGGCAGAAAGACAAAUAAAGCCGAACUAGCAGAUCAUUCUGUAAACUGCAACGCGAAAUCCUGCCGAGAUGUCAGAGGAAAAGCCAAAGGAAGGAGUAAAGACUGAGAAUGACCACAUCAACCUCAAGGUUGCAGGGCAGGAUGGGUCGGUGGUUCAGUUUAAAAUAAAAAGGCACACACCUCUCAGUAAACUAAUGAAGGCAUACUGUGAACGACAGGUAAGCUGCUGUAAGUUCUUAAGCAGCAUGAUUACUUGCACACUUAACUUUGCCGUUCUUUUAACGAAAAUGCGGCAUCUUCAUCUGCAGGGUCUCUCAAUAAGGCAGAUCAGGUUCAGGUUUGAUGGCCAGCCGAUCAAUGAGACGGAUACGCCUGCACAGCUGGAAAUGGAAGAUGAAGACACCAUAGAUGUUUUCCAGCAGCAGACAGGCGGGCAUUGCUAAGCCCUACCCACCUCAUUGACGGCCACCCUCAGAAAACGCCCUCAACCAUCUCACUGUCCAUCCCUUCCCCACCACUCCCCUCAUCUUAUUAUUAUUAUUAUUAUUAUUAUUAUUAUUAUUAUUAUUAUUCUUUCAGUUUAAAGAUGUCUGUCAUGGUU